CCUCCGCUAAAAAAGUAUGCGCGAUCAUGACAGGACCCGUGUAAGAAAAUGACAAAAGACCUUGUCUUGCCAAGUCAAUAUUAUUGUAUUGAUUUGAUUUCUGAGUAUUGAGGUCAAUAUCUCAGCUGGGCCAAUCAAAUCAUCAACAGCUUGUCAUCAGUUUUUUAGCUUUGAUGUAUUGUAAUAAUUUAUAAUCUUCAUUGAGGCAAGGCAAUUCAUUCAGGACAAAUGGAGAGUGAACCAGUGAAUGUGAAUGAGUUUCAAGAGUUGGCCAAGCAAGCCCUUCCAAAAAUGUACUAUGAUUACUAUGCUGGAGGAGCUGAGGACCAGCAUACGUUGAAGGAGAAUGUGGAAGCAUUUUGUAGGAUCACGUUUCGACCUAGAAUCCUUGUCGAUGUGAGUCAAAUUGACAUGUCAACUACUGUAUUGGGUUACAGAAUAUCUGCACCCAUUAUGAUUGCUCCAACUGCUUAUCAUAAGUUUGCAAACCCUGAAGGUGAGGUUGCCACAGCCAGAGCUGCAGCUGCAUGUAACAGUAUUAUGAUUUUAUCAUACAUGUCUUCCUGCACAGUGGAGGAGGUUGCUUCCAGCUGCAAUGCCAUUCGGUUCUAUCAAUUAUAUGUGUACAAGAGACGAGAUAUAUCAGCUCAUCUAGUGCAGAGAGCUGAAAGAAAUGGAUAUAAGGCUAUUGUCUUGACUGUGGAUGCUCCUAGACUUGGUAGAAGAGAGGCAGACAUUAAGAACAAGAUGGUGGCACCGAUUUUAAAGAAUUUUGAAGGUCUAAUAUCAACUUGUAAAUUUAAGGAUAAAGGUUCAAAGCUAGAACUUUUUGCCAAAGAGACAUUCGAUGCUUCUUUGUCUUGGAAGGACAUAGACUGGUUAAGGUCAAUUACAAACUUGCCAAUUCUCAUUAAGGGUGUACUUACUCGUGAAGAUGCAAUAAAGGCUGUGGAAGUUGGCGUUUCUGGGAUUGUGGUCUCUAAUCAUGGAGGUCGCCAGCUAAACUACAGUCCAGCUACCAUCACUGUUCUGGAGGAGGUGGUACGUGCUGUAGGAGGGAAAAUUCCAGUUCUAUUUGAUGGAGGAGUACGGCGGGGAACAGAUGUUUUCAAGGCCUUAGCCCUUGGUGCACAAGCUGUUCUUAUUGGAAGGCCAGUUGUCUUUGGACUAGCAGCGAAGGGAGAAUAUGGAGUGAGAAGGAUUGUUGAAAUGUUGAAGGAUGAGCUUGAGCUAACCAUGGCCCUUUGUGGCUGUCCUACUCUGAAAGAUAUUACAAGGAGUCAUGUGAGAACAGAGCGCGAGGGACUCCGAUCCAUGCUUUGAUAUUCUUUUGUAGCCUAUAAAAAUACAUCCUUGAUUUUUUAGAAGAAGAAUUAUGCUUACAAUUCUGAGAUAGAGCCUUCUCUGGAUAACAAUAUAUCAAAAACGUGAAUUUCAUGUAGAGAAUUUAGUCUUACAAGCUAUUCUAAACUGUGAAACCACCUACCAUUUCUGUGUCAACGUCAAAUGAAGCGAGUUCUUUCACUUGGCUGCAUAUUUAUGAAAAGGGCCUUGUGAAUUCAUUAUUUUGAGUAUUAAA
Molecule: messenger RNA, 1579 nt
Organism: Jatropha curcas
Lineage: Eukaryota; Viridiplantae; Streptophyta; Magnoliopsida; Malpighiales; Euphorbiaceae
Product: peroxisomal (S)-2-hydroxyacid oxidase GLO4
Molecular function (GO): oxidoreductase activity; FMN binding
Source: RefSeq, a predicted model, not a curated record